Messenger RNA from Thyridium curvatum, 1380 nucleotides. RefSeq lists its product as uncharacterized. Gene Ontology annotation, molecular function: protein binding. Lineage: Eukaryota; Fungi; Ascomycota; Sordariomycetes; Thyridiales; Thyridiaceae. The record is from RefSeq and is a predicted model, not a curated record. The coding region runs from base 1 to 1380 and encodes 459 amino acids. Gene Ontology annotation, cellular component: nucleus. The transcript is spliced from 3 exons.
AUGGAUUCGCCAUUGAACAACGCCGCGAUGGGCUCUGCCGUGCCUAACGUGCUUCGACCCGGAGGCUCUCGCAGCACGCCCCUAGGCCUUGCCGACAUCCGCCCGCGAGCGGAUUCUAGCCUCUCCGAUGGCAUGCCUUCGAACUACGAGUCGUCUAAUGCGCAACCGGGCACGAGCAAUUAUCUUGCGCCUUGGGCGGUCUACGCUUUCGACUGGUGCAAGUGGCCGUCGCAAGGCAGUGGUGCAGGGAAGAUUGCACUGGGCAGCUAUCUUGAGGACGGACACAACUUUAUCCAAAUCCUCGACACCCAAAUAGCACCGACCCCGGCAGACGCCUUCGCCUCGGGCGGCUCCAAGUACACGAUGGAGUUCACUAAGAUUGCCGAGGCCACGCACUCGUACCCGGUGACGCGAUUGCUUUGGGAGCCGCCGUCAUCGCAGAAGCAGUCUACUGACCUGCUCGCGACGUCUGGAGACCAUCUCAGGCUGUGGUCGCUGCCGGCCGAUACCCCGGCCCCGUCCAACAACUCGAUCACGAGGAACGCCAGAGAUGCGCCCACUACCAAACUGACGCCCCUGGCCUUGCUUUCCAACUCCAAGACCCCCGACCACACCGCCCCGCUCACCUCACUGGACUGGAACACUGUCUCCCCUAGUCUGAUCAUCACCUCAAGCAUCGAUACUACCUGCACCAUCUGGGACAUUCCCUCCCUUACCGCCAAGACGCAACUAAUCGCGCAUGAUAAGGAGGUGUACGAUGUACGCUUUUGCGCCAACAGCGUUGACGUCUUUGUGAGCUGUGGCCAGGACGGUAGCGUUCGCAUGUUUGACUUGCGGAGUUUGGAGCACAGCACUAUCAUCUAUGAGCCCACGGGCAAGGAUGACAACAGACUAGAUACCCCCGGCGGCAGGAUCAGUCCCACGCUGGCCCAACAGACCAUGUCACACCCGCCUCCUCUCCUUCGUCUGGCCACUUCUCCUCAUGACACCCACCUUCUAGCCACCUUUGCCCAGGACUCGAAUGUUAUCCGCAUCCUUGAUGUCAGGCAACCGGGACAGGCUCUGCUCGAGCUCCGCGGGCACGGGGGAGCCCUCAACUGUGUCGACUGGUCACCACACAGAAGAGGUACGCUGGCGUCUGGUGCCGACGACUGCGAGGUUCUGAUCUGGGACCUGCUCAAUGCAAACUCGUCACCCUCCAGUCAGGCGCAGCCCCCUAACGGCGGUGCGGCAGCGGAUAGCGCUAGGAGCCCAGUCGCUGGUUGGCAAUGUGACUACGAGGUAGGCAACCUAGGCUGGGUCCCUCACCUAAAUAACGAAUACGGCGAGUGGCUGGGUGUCAGCGGAGGACGUGGUGUCUGGGGCGUUCGGCUUGGAUGA